Messenger RNA from Cryptococcus amylolentus CBS 6039, 944 nucleotides. RefSeq names its product GTP-binding protein ypt1. The coding region runs from base 76 to 696 and encodes 206 amino acids. The record is from RefSeq and is a predicted model, not a curated record. The transcript has 7 exons. Gene Ontology annotation, molecular function: GTPase activity; GTP binding. NCBI's taxonomy places the organism in Eukaryota, Fungi, Basidiomycota, Tremellomycetes, Tremellales, Cryptococcaceae.
UCCCCUUCUGCUCUACCAGCCCCCCUCUCGGCCCUACCUACCCAUUUAACACCAAUCAAUAGAUACGCAGACAGCAUGUCCGGCGCCCCCGAAUACGACUAUCUCUUCAAGCUCCUCCUCAUCGGUGACUCUGGUGUCGGAAAGUCUUGUCUCCUUCUCCGUUUCGCCGACGACACCUACACCGAGUCUUACAUUUCUACCAUCGGCGUUGACUUCAAGAUUAGAACCAUUGAGCUUGAAGGAAAGACCGUCAAGCUUCAAAUCUGGGAUACUGCUGGACAAGAGCGUUUCAGGACCAUCACCUCUUCUUACUACCGAGGAGCCCACGGUAUUAUAGUAGUCUACGAUGUCACCGACCGGGACACCUACACCAACGUCAAGCAAUGGCUCCAAGAAAUCGACCGAUACGCUGUUGAGGGCGUCAACAAGCUCCUCGUCGGUAACAAGUCUGAUCUUGCCACGAAGAAGGUUGUCGAAUACGCCGAGGCCAAGGCUUUCGCCGACGAGCUCGGCAUCCCCUUCCUCGAGACUUCUGCCAAGAAUGCUACCAACGUCGAGCAAGCUUUCCUGACUAUGUCCAAGCAGAUCAAGGACCGAAUGGGAUCAUCUACCAUGGGUGCCGGCCCCAACACCAAGUCUACCAUCAAGGGUCUUGGCCAAGGCGUAGAGCAGAAGACUGCCGGCGGUUGCUGCUAAGUGUUAAGCGGAUGUCGAAGCAGCCUGUAGAGAUGGCAGGCUUGUCGAAGAGGAGCGAAGUGGAGCGGGGUGGGGGUGGACCGGCCUGGCAAGAGGAUGGGAAGGGAUGCUGUGAGCACGUCGGUCACGAGGGCCUUUGCUUAGCUUUUGCGUUUUCUCUUGUAGAAGUUUACGUUUGCUUUCUUUCUUUUCUCUCUAUCCACAUGACACAUUUGCAAUGAUCUUACAUGUAGCCGUUGCGCGCACUA